Molecule: messenger RNA, 2492 nt
Organism: Ornithodoros turicata
Lineage: Eukaryota; Metazoa; Arthropoda; Arachnida; Ixodida; Argasidae
Product: male-enhanced antigen 1-like
Exons: 5
Coding region: 207-701 (164 amino acids)
Biological process (GO): spermatogenesis
Source: RefSeq, a predicted model, not a curated record
GGUGGUGGCUGGAGGCGGAGACUGGCGGAAACGCAACGCCACCCGCGCGCGGUCACAGUCACAGCAGUCACAGUAGUUCGCACAGCAUUGCUUCGCAUUUCACUGAAAGUUAGGAAUCACACAUACUAAACGCCUUUAGAACUAUGAGAAGUUGAUGUGUGCGGCCCAGAGAGUGACCUGUAUUCGUGGUUAGUAAAGAGUUUGCAAUGCCUCCUGUACUACCAGCUGACGUCCUAGAGGAAGGAGGCUCAGACGAUGACGCUGGUAGUCACCAGCCUGCUGCCUACCACAUGCAUGACUCGUCAGACUCAGAAUCUGAGUUCGGCGACGGAGACGCCAAUGUUUACAGCGGCUAUGAACUUCUUCCUCAAGAACCCGAAACUGAAAAUCAAGGCGAUAGGGUAAUUAUGGAAGCAUUAAGCGACUCGCCUAACAUCCUGGAUCACGCUCCUGUGCAGUCAGUAUUUGAUGAGGCCUUUUCUGCUCCCCCAAACGAAUGGAGACCAACAGAAGAUAUGCUCAAGCCAGUGGAACCUCGCCGAGUAGAACCUAUGGAUGAUGAUCACAUAGCAAAGAUAAAAGCAGCCAUGGUUCAGGUUUCUCUGCCCAGUUCCCAUGUGCCAGCAUGGGCAAAUGAUAUUCCAGAAGAAGAGUGGAAGAAAAGGCUGUACGAACGACUUCAGGCGCAGCCUUCAUCGUAAACCAGUACAGUCAUUCCAGUGAUUCACAGCAAGCUCUGACGGAAUUGCUGUGGGUAUGAGCGGUAAAUUCGAGAAACUUUUGAGACCUUCAUGAUUUUGGCAUAAAUUGACAGUAAGGACAGUGUAAAGUUAUUUUUAUGCUCGUUCUGGUUACUGUUUGAAACAGGCGAAUAAUAUAAAGGUGACGUGACAAAAUAAAGGGUGCGUUGCAGAGAAGUGUAAAGCAGUCAGGUCGUAAAAAGUUAUUUCCAAGAUAUGUUUAGUUACUUUGUUUAUUAAUUAACUGCUAUCGAGAGUAUCCAAUAAAGCUACUUUUCAGGUACUAAAAACACAACAAAAGCAAUUGCACUGCAGACAUAGUGAAAGGUAAUCUCAUGUUCACUGCACGUUACUGGUAUUACGAUGGACAGCCAGGAAAGCAGUCGGCAGACAAAGUAGAGAAAGAACAGGCCGGGAUUGAGCACUUGAAGCACCAUGAUAUACCUUCUGAGUUGCUUUUUAUUUGCAAGUAACAAAACAAAUCUCCAACAAAGUACAUAUUCGCGGGAACUAUGCGGAAGAUAUUCAAAGUAUUACUGUGCAGAUUAAAUGAGCAGGCCAUCUUAGAGCAAUCCUUGCAAUGCUACAACGUUGUUAUAGACAUUCAGAGAGAAGUGUUUGUGGUGUUGCAAUAGGCGAUUUCAGAUAUUGCCCUUGUGCUCCGCACGGGGGCCCUCCGUCGCCCAAGUCACGCGCAUCGCGCAAUGCGUCGUGGGAAAUGGUUUACAUUCGUGCUCGUCUGCCUGUUGCUCGAAGGUGCGGGAGGUGAAGGAGAGAGAAAACCGAAACCGUUUGCGCUCCUCUUCUUCUCUCUGACUCAUGAAAACUAAAUCCCAAGGUGCAGCGGGGCUUUCGCAACACUGCGCUCCCUGGUGGGCCAUCCAUGCAAUUUCUGAAAUCGUCUAUUUUCACACAACUUGGUAAAAUCUUUAAAAAAAAAACCAGUGCCGGGGAACAUGAAAAGGACAGAACGAUAAAAUGCAGUGCUGUGUUGUGUCGUUUGUUUUAUCGUUCUGCCCUUUUAAUGUUCCCCGGCACUGGGUUCUUUUUAAAGAUUUUACCAAGUAUGAUAUAUCAACCAGCCCACACAGUCUCUUUGUUUAAUGUUUCACACAACCGAGACGAAAUCGGUCUGGCAGUAGGCUUUCGACCGUGAGGUUUUGCAAGCUCUCAGAGUUUCAGUGCCACAAGCUGGCAACACAGCUCGAGUGCUUUGACUAUCUGUGUACAUGCCUUCGUCAAUCAGUCAAUGUGUACAUGCCCUCAUAUUUUGUGGUCUUGGGCAAAACAAACAGACAGAGAUGCAAUUUUGGUGUGGACUUUAUACACUGAAACAUUUUUGCACUGAGUGUGGCUCACAUAACAUUUUGCAAAGAUGUCCUUUCCUGAAAUCGUCUCUCAAGGAGCAGUGGUAAAAGAAAGAGCGUGUACUCUUUCAGUGUUUACUUGCUUGCCGCGAAGAUAAACAAUGUACCUUGUUGGCCUUUUUGCAGUAGAACCAUUUAUAUGCUAAUCUGUCCGUCGGUUCACCAGAAAAAGCGUGAAGUAUGCCCAGUUCAAAAAUUCACAGAGAGGAAGAGUUAGUAUGACCUGUCAUAGCCCGAGUCGUGGCACAGUGGCGAAACGACUGUUCCAGGCUGUCCAGGUCCACACAUAGGCUCGGACAACAUUUUGUUUGUGUGCUGAUGGUGAUGGUUGUGUAGCAUCAAAACAUUGUCAAGCACUUGUAUGGAAUACAGUACAGGAAUAUGU